AUGGCACUAAGGGCCUUGAAAUUUGCCUCAUUGACAGCAGCUGCUUCUGGCAUCUAUCUGUAUGGAAACAAGUUCCUGGAUCCUAAUGAUUUUGGAGUUGUUCGUGUGGGCCGAGCCAUUGCCACAACGGCAGUUAUCUCCUAUGACUACCUCACCUCUCUUCGGAGUGUCCCAUAUGGAUCAGAGGAGUAUGAAUUCCUCAAAUCACAGGUGCACCUGCGCUCUGCUGAGCGCCUCCGGGAGUUGUGCUGCUCUAACCGAGGCACCUUCAUCAAGGUGGGACAGCACCUGGGAGCACUGGACUACCUCCUGCCUGAGGAGUACACCCGCACCCUCAAGGUGCUGCAUAGCCAGGCCCCGCAGAGCACCAGGCAGGAGAUUGAGCAAGUUAUCCGUGAGGAUCUUGGCAAAGAGGUAGGGAAUAAUUAUUUUCCCCAAAAAGUCAGAGAAAAGAGUGGAUUUAAUGAGCAUUGCUCAACUGAGAGAAAGAAAAAAGAGCAAAUUAAGAUAAAAGAGCUCUUUAUGAGUUUUGAGGACACUCCCUUGGGAGCAGCAUCGCUAGCCCAGGUACACAAAGCAGUGCUGCAGGAUGGGAGAACGGUGGCAGUGAAAAUCCAGCACCCCAAGGUCCAAGCUCAGAGCUCCAAGGAUAUUUUGCUUAUGGAGGUUCUCCUCUUGGUUGUGAAGCAGAUUUUUCCAGAUUUCGAGUUCAUGUGGCUGGUGGAAGAAGCUAAGAAAAAUCUGCCCUUGGAGCUGGAUUUCCUCAAUGAAGGCAGAAAUGCUGAGAAGGUUGCUCAUAUGCUCAAAAACUUUGACUUCCUGAAGGUUCCCAGGAUCUACUGGGAGCUCUCAACAAGUCGCGUCCUUCUCAUGGAGUUCAUGGAAGGGGGACAAGUGAAUGACAAGGCCUAUAUGGAGAGGAAUGGCAUCAACGUCAAUGAGAUCUCUCGCAACUUGGGGAAGCUCUACAGUGAAAUGAUCUUUGUGAAUGGCUUUGUGCACUGUGACCCACACCCAGGCAAUGUGCUAGUGAAGAAGUGCCCAGCCUCUGGCAAGGCUCACAUUAUCCUCCUGGAUCAUGGGCUCUACCAGGUGCUGAGCGAGUCAUUCCGCAUGGACUACUGCCACCUUUGGCAGGCCCUCAUCAAGGCUGAUAUGAAGAGGGUGCAGAAGUACAGCCGGCGGCUUGGGGCAGGGGAUUUGUAUCCUCUCUUUGCCUGCAUGCUGACUGCCAGAUCUUGGGAAUCUGUCAACAGGGGCAUUGACCAGUCACCAGUCUCUGCCAGUGAGGAUAUGGAGAUCCGGUCCAACGCUGCUGCUUACUUGCCUCAGAUCACCCAGCUCCUCAACAAUGUCCCCCGCCAGAUGCUGCUUCUACUGAAGACCAAUGACUUGUUAAGGGGAAUUGAGUCAGCCCUGCACACACGGGCCAGUGCCAGCUCCUUCCUCAACAUGUCUCGCUGCUGCAUCAGAGCUGUUUCUACGUACCAGAGGAGCAAGAGUCACUCACUUUACAGGAGGGCCCAGAUCUCACUCACAGAAGCCCUAAGCCUGUGGCAGAUCAACUUACAUGAAUUCUUUCUGUGGCUGAAGGGGUCCCAGCUGGGGAACUGGGUCAUUGCCCUCCUGAGACGGAUGCACCAUUUCACGUACUGACAUGAACUAGUGGGAGAGGCCUGGGUGCUCCCUUCCCUCCCUUCUGCUCUCCAUAGCAUAUUUAUCUUUCUGACUAUUUCUGUCUAUUUUUGGGUCUUACUUCAUAUUACAUACUGCACUGUCUUUUUAUUUUACAGCAUUAGCUUCCUCUGUGGCACAGAGAAGUUUGAGUUGGUACCAGAGUCCUACUGUUUUGUGGUUUAGGAAAAGUGGGUGCAUGAUACCUUGAGCCACGAAAGGGGAAAGGAUACCUUCCUUUCCUUGUUUGUGCAGGUUAAGUUCCACUCAGAUUCUAGUGGGAUUGUGCUGGAAGCAAAUGUCUCUUUGACUCUUUCUUAAACAAUCUUAAAGAAUUUAAGAGAAUCCUAGCCCUACCUAGAAAGACUCAAAACAUUCACAGACCUUCAGAGAGAGGUGGUAAGUCCCAUGAAAAUGCAAUAGGGUUUAUAUUAGUUUAUGCAAUCUCCUUAGUCUGAUUUCUGCUUAGGUGUGCAAAAGGUUUCUCAGAGGAGUGAGACUUUGUGGAAAGGUGUCACUAGGGUUUACUCUUCCAGCACCAGGGA
Cinclus cinclus is the source of this 2219-nucleotide messenger RNA. RefSeq names its product aarF domain containing kinase 1 (gene ADCK1). Gene Ontology annotation, biological process: protein phosphorylation; lipid homeostasis; mitochondrion organization. NCBI's taxonomy places the organism in Eukaryota, Metazoa, Chordata, Aves, Passeriformes, Cinclidae. The coding region runs from base 1 to 1656 and encodes 551 amino acids. The record is from RefSeq and is a predicted model, not a curated record. Gene Ontology annotation, molecular function: ATP binding; protein kinase activity. The transcript has 12 exons. Gene Ontology annotation, cellular component: mitochondrial inner membrane.